AUGACUGAUUCCUCCAUACACCUCCUGGACUUCCACUUACUGUCCGGAAGUCUACGCUCUGCGGUGCAGAAGACAAGCAUUGGCCAUGCAGUUCUCUACUUGUCUUUGGCCUACCUAGCCUCCAUCAUCCUUCCUCGCAUCUACAGCGCAUACUUCGGGCCCCUUAGCAAGAUCCCUGGUCCCAAGCUCGCGGCCUUGACCAACGGAUGGAUGCUUUGGCAUCUUUGGCAUUUUGAGAAGUGUGCAGUGAUUCAUGAACAGUUCAAAAAGUAUGGGCCAAUAGUGCGAAUUGGGCCCAACAACGUGGCAUUGAACACCACCGAAGACAUGAAGACCGUGUAUGCUGUGGGAGCAAAGUUUCCCAAGAGCAGCUUUUACGACUCCUGGUCGUUCAAUGGUUCACCCAACGUUUUCAGCAUGAGAGACCAAAAGGCACAUGCGGAUCGACGCAAAGUGAGCUCGAAGAUCAUGAGCCGCAAUGCUCUAGUGACAUAUUUACCCGAGAUCAAUCAACAUCUGAGAGACUUUGUCCGCGUGUGUGGCAAACGCGCUGGUACCACCGUGGACUUUGUGACUCAGUUCCGUUUCUUGGCCCUGGACGUUGUCGGCUCUGCAGCCUUUGGAAAGAGUUUCAACCUUAUGCGAAACGAAACAGAGCAUCCAUUCGUACAUGACCUGGACGCAUGCAUUGCAGCUGUCCCACCUCGAGGCUACUUUCCCACCUGGGUGUGGUGGCUGAUCACCAAGAUCCCUACGAAAGACUGGCAAUUCGCUCUAGGUGGCGAGAAACGUAUUUGCGAAUACUCUGGUGAUAUCGUUGACGAACAGGAGGAACGGAUGAAGAAGAAUGGUGGAGAGAUGGUGAAGGAAGACGCAAACACCCUCGUCGGAAAAAUGAUUAAUUAUCGCGACGAGAACGGAGCCGGCCUUCCAAGAUCAGCCAUCGACGGUGAGAUUGGAAUCAUCUUCUUCGCUGGCACAGAUACCACUUCCAAUACUCUAGCAUUCAUGUCAUACGAACUUGCGAGACAUAAACAGCACCAGGACAAGCUCUACGAAGAGCUCAAGGAGAGGAUGCCGGUCAAGGGCGCAGUUCCAGAUCUUGUUGAUGCUGAAGCAUGGCCAUUCUUGAAUGCCGUUAUCAAGGAAACCCUCCGAUUGUACGCUGUCGCUCCUUCGCAACUUGAGCGGGACGUCCCCAAGGGAGGCACACAUCUCCAUGGGAAAUACAUCCCCGAGGGAACCAUUGUUGGAGUACAGAACUAUUCCAUUCAUCGCAAAGCCGAAGCUUUUCCCGACCCAGAGACCUUCAAGCCAGAACGUUGGUUCAACGAGACCGAAGACAUGAGGCGCCAUUUCAUGCCUUUUGGAUUGGGAUCGAGGAUCUGCUUGGGACAGAACAUCGCCAUGCUCGAAAUGAGACUUACAAUAGCAACGUUGAUUAGGAGCUUUGAGCUCACGUUGCCGGCUGAUCACAAUCCUGCGGAUGUGGCACUAAAAGAUUUCUGGCUUGCAUUCCCUGCAAGUAGGAAGGUUGAAUUAGUAUGUGUUCCUCGUGAAGAGUGA
This is a messenger RNA of Exophiala viscosa, 1566 nucleotides long. Its product is annotated as cytochrome P450. Bases 1 to 1566 code for a protein of 521 amino acids. Lineage: Eukaryota; Fungi; Ascomycota; Eurotiomycetes; Chaetothyriales; Herpotrichiellaceae. Gene Ontology annotation, molecular function: oxidoreductase activity, acting on paired donors, with incorporation or reduction of molecular oxygen; monooxygenase activity; iron ion binding. The transcript has a single exon. The record is from RefSeq and is a predicted model, not a curated record.